Asterias rubens (European starfish) is the source of this 916-nucleotide messenger RNA. RefSeq names its product acyl-coenzyme A synthetase ACSM3, mitochondrial-like. Lineage: Eukaryota; Metazoa; Echinodermata; Asteroidea; Forcipulatida; Asteriidae. Gene Ontology annotation, cellular component: mitochondrial matrix. Gene Ontology annotation, molecular function: fatty-acyl-CoA synthase activity; fatty acid ligase activity. Gene Ontology annotation, biological process: fatty acid biosynthetic process; acyl-CoA metabolic process. The record is from RefSeq and is a predicted model, not a curated record.
UAUCCGUAGCUCAAGCCAAAGUGGCCGUUUGUAAAAACAAUGUAAACGAAACAUGGCAGACACGAUAAACUUUAGCAGAAAUGGUUCCUUGUCGAAUGACUGAACGUCGAAUCAAAGUGAGAAUGGAAUAUCGGAAAAUUAUUGAUACUGGCUGGACUUGACUCCAACUGAUGUCUUCUGGAACAUCUGAGAUCCUGGUUGGGCUAAGUCUGCAUACAGCAACUUCUUUGCCCCAUGGACACAAGGAGCAUGUGUGUUCAUUUCUCAAACACCAAAGUUUGACCCUGUGCAUACUUUAGAGUUAUUACAUAAGUAUCCCAUCAGCGGUUUGUGUGCACCUCCUACUGUAUAUAGAAUGAUGGUACAACAGGAUCUAAAGAAGUACAACCUCAAGUCAGUUCGUCAUACAGUCAGUGCAGGGGAACCUCUGAAUCCUGAAGUUAUUGAUGCAUGGAGAGCAGGAACGGGAUCUUUGAUUCUUGAGGGCUACGGUCAAAAAGAAACAGUCUUACUGACUGGAAUGUUCAGAUGUCUAAAACCAAGACCAGGGUCUAUGGGUAAGCCAGCCCCAGGGUAUGAGGUUCACAUUGUAGAUGAUGAAGGAAACCGUCUACCAUCAGGGGAAGAGGGUGAUAUAGGGGUACUGGUUAAACCUCAUCGCCCUGUGGGACUCUUCACUCGCUAUAAGGAUGAUGCUGAGAGGACUGCUAAGGUGUUUAAAGGAGAUUACUACUUGACAGGAGACCGGGCAAUGUGUGAUGCUGACGGUUAUUUCUGGUUUGUAGGACGGGGUGAUGACAUCAUAACAUCAGCAGGAUACCGUAUUGGUCCAUUUGAGGUGGAAAGCGCCCUCAUUGAGCACCCAGCAGUAGCUGAGUCUGCUGUAGUCUCUUCUCCAGACCCUACAAGGGGAGAG